CGUGCUUCUCUUCUUUCUCACACGCAGGAACUCCCAAGAUGUCCUUGGUGGCGGUGCCUUUCUACCAGAAGAGACACAAGCACUUUGACCAGUCAUAUCGUAACAUUCAAACAAGAUACCUUCUGGAUGAGUACGCUUCGAAAAAGCGAGCAUCCACGCAGUCAUCUACGCAGAGGUCCCUUACACAGCGGUCAUCUGCGCAGAGAGCUUCCAGCCAGAGCUCUACCGGGGGGACCACCUGCCGGCUGUGUGCAAAGCGGCUGAGCGCGUCGGAAGAGGAUGAGCGUGACAAUGAACACAGGUACCAAUCCCAUGUGGCUGCUUAUGGCGAGGCCAAGAGGCAGCGCUUCCUCAGUGAGCUGGCCCAGCUGGAGGAGAAUAUUCAUCUGGCCCGAUCCCAGGCCCGAGACAAGCUGGACAGAUACUCCCUGCAGCAGAUGGUGGAGGACAAGCUGGCAUGGGAGAGACACUCGUUUGAGGAGCGGAUGAGCAGGGCUCCGGAGAUCCUGGUGCGGCUGAGGUCCCACACCGUCUGGGAGAAGAUGUCUGUGAGGCUCUGCUUCACUGUGCAAGGCUUCCCCACGCCCGUGGUGCAAUGGUACAAAGAUGGCAGUCUGAUCUGCCAGGCAGGCGAGCCAGGGAAGUACAGGAUUGAGAGCAAGUACGGCGUGCACACGCUGGAGAUCAACAGGGCCAACUUUGAUGACACAGCCACCUACUCGGCAGUGGCCACCAACUGUCAUGGACAAGUAUCAACCAAUGCCGCGGUGGUGGUGAGAAGGUUCCGAGGAGAUGAAGAGCCAUUCCACUCCGUGGGACUCCCAAUCGGUUUGCCCCUGUCCUCUGUGAUUCCAUACACGCACUUCGAGGUUCAGUUUUUGGAGAAAUUCGGGGUCACCUUCAGAAGAGAAGGGGAGACACUCACGCUCAAGUGCACGCUGCUGGUGACACCAGACCUGAAGAGGGUGCAGCCUCGGGCUGAGUGGUACCGUGAUGAUGUGUUGGUGAAAGAGUCAAAGUGGACAAAGAUGUUCUUCGGAGAAGGUCAGGCCUCACUGUCCUUCAGCCACCUGAACAAGGACGAUGAGGGUCUGUACACAUUGAGGAUCGUGUCGCGGGGAGGCGUCAGCGAUCACAGUGCUUUCCUGUUUGUCAGAGAUGCUGACCCACUGGUCACAGGGGCUCCCGGGGCACCCAUGGACCUGAAGUGCUACGAUGCCAACCGGGACUAUGUCAUCGUGACCUGGAAGCCACCCAAUACGACAACUGAGAGCCCUGUCAUUGGGUACUUCAUCGAUCGAUGUGAAGUGGGAACCAACAAUUGGGUUCAGUGCAAUGACGCCCCUGUGAAGAUCUGCAAAUACCCUGUGACGGGACUUUUUGAAGGAAGGUCUUACGUGUUCCGUGUGAGGGCGGUCAACAACUCAGGCAUUAGCCGGCCUUCCAGGGUUUCUGACACGGUGGCUGCCCUUGACCCUGCUGACCUCAAAAGGUUACAAGGAAUUCAUUUGGAGGGAGAGAAGGAAAUCAUCAUGUACCAGGAUGACCUUGAAGGUGAUGUUCAGAUUCCGGGACCUCCCACCAACGUGCAAGCCUGUGAGAUCAGCAGAAAUUAUGUGGUCCUCAGCUGGGACCCCCCCACUCCCCGGGGCAAGGAGCCGCUAAUGUACUUCAUCGAGAAGUCUGUGGUGGGCAGUGGCAGCUGGCAGCGAGUUAAUGCCCAGACGGCCGUGAGGUCCCCACGAUACGCCGUCUUCGACCUCGCUGAGGGAAAGUCCUACGUGUGGGUGUUGUCAGCCAACAAGCACGGCCUGAGCGACCCGGAGAUAACGGCUCCCAUCCAGGCGCAGGACACAACAGUGGUUCCUUCUGCCCCGGGGAGGGUGCUUGCUUCCCGGAACACCAAGACGUCAGUCGUGGUGCAGUGGGACAGGCCGAAGCACGAAGAGGACCUGCUGGGCUACUACGUGGACUGCUGUGUGGCAGGGACCAACCUGUGGGAGCCGUGCAACCACAAGCCCA
This is a messenger RNA of Castor canadensis (American beaver), 2022 nucleotides long. Lineage: Eukaryota; Metazoa; Chordata; Mammalia; Rodentia; Castoridae. The record is from RefSeq and is a predicted model, not a curated record.